Molecule: messenger RNA, 786 nt
Organism: Lolium perenne
Lineage: Eukaryota; Viridiplantae; Streptophyta; Magnoliopsida; Poales; Poaceae
Source: RefSeq, a predicted model, not a curated record
AUGAAAAAAAACAAAUUUGUAGUAUUCAGCCCGGCCCAGCCUUUGCCGAAUCAAGUUUCUCAAGCGAGCGACGCCGCCGCCGGCAAAUCCCCUACGACGCCGCCGCAACAUCCACCAGCGACGCCGCCACCUCCAGAUCGCAGAAGACCACUUCCCAGAAGGCCGGGCACGCCGCCACCAGCGACGCCGCCUCUUUCGUCGCGCGGCCAGAAUUCACCCACAUGCCCGAGCACUCUGCCGGCAUCUCGACCGCCACGUCCCGCUCGUGGAUCCCUCCUUCCAGGCUUCCUCCUCCAUGGGGCCGCACCGCUGCAGUACGCAUCCGACGUGCUCCGUCCCGACGGUCUCCUGCGACAAGCUCGCGGGGAACAAGACCACUGUCGCGCGGCCGACAUGGAAGGUCAAGGCGCUGGUGAGGAGCAGAAGAUGUCGCCGCUGGUGGUCCACCACUGGAGACUGGCAGAAGCUGAUUACAGGGACGUUUGUGUUGACCGCAACCCCGUUAGUGCGACCAUGAUGUUGUUAUUACAUCAACUAGUAGGUAAAACUGGAUGGAAUUGCAAGAGUCAUUCUGUGGUGCUGACCAUCCUCCUGUGCUUGUGUGGCAACCUGUGUAUACUUUUCUCAUACAAGGUCUGAAGGCUUAAUUAACCAACUAUUGCUUCAGACGGUUCUUGUGCCUCACAACGCUUUGCGGAAAGUUUCACGUACAGCCUGUACCAUCUUGAGCUAUGCAUUAUGUGCAACUAUUGAUCAAAUUUAUACCAGCGUGCUCCUUGGAACUCA